Messenger RNA from Rattus rattus (black rat), 1777 nucleotides. It is a transcript of the gene Grina, whose product is annotated as glutamate ionotropic receptor NMDA type subunit associated protein 1. Gene Ontology annotation, biological process: negative regulation of apoptotic signaling pathway. Lineage: Eukaryota; Metazoa; Chordata; Mammalia; Rodentia; Muridae. Bases 187 to 1233 code for a protein of 348 amino acids. Gene Ontology annotation, cellular component: endoplasmic reticulum; membrane; Golgi apparatus. The transcript is spliced from 7 exons. The record is from RefSeq and is a predicted model, not a curated record.
CACAAAGGCCCCCAGUCACAAGGCUCUUCUGCGUCUUCCCAGCCGCAGGCGCAGGCCCAAGCAACUCGGCCGUCCAGCGGGUGCAGGUGCGGACGCACCGGCCAUCACCGCGCGCGGCUGCGCAGCGGGCACCGUAGGCACCGGUCUCUGGCUCCCUGGAGCGGGGCAGCCACAGAACCCGAGGCCAUGUCCCAUGAAAAGAGUUUCUUGGUGUCUGGGGACAGCUAUCCUCCCCCAAACCCUGGCUAUCCUGUGGGGCCCCAAGCCCCUAUGCCUCCCUAUGUUCAGCCUCCCUACCCUGGGGCCCCAUACCCACAGGCCGCUUUCCAGCCCUCUCCCUAUGGUCAACCAGGGUAUCCCCAUGGUCCCAGCCCCUAUCCACAAGGUGGUUACCCUCAAGGACCCUACCCUCAAGGAGGCUACCCACAGGGGCCAUACCCACAGAGCCCCUUCCCCCCUAACCCCUAUGGACAGCCACCACCCUUCCAGGACCCUGGCUCACCUCAGCAUGGGAACUACCAGGAGGAAGGGCCUCCAUCCUACUAUGACAACCAGGACUUCCCCUCGGUCAACUGGGACAAGAGCAUUCGCCAGGCCUUCAUCCGAAAGGUGUUCCUGGUGCUGACCCUGCAGCUGUUGGUGACCCUGUCGACUGUGGCCGUUUUCACUUUUGUCGGGGAGGUGAAGGGCUUUGUCCGGGCCAAUGUCUGGACCUACUAUGUCUCCUACGCUAUCUUCUUCAUCUCCCUCAUUGUCCUCAGCUGUUGUGGGGACUUCCGGCGAAAGCAUCCCUGGAACCUUGUUGCCCUGUCGAUCCUGACCAUCAGUUUGUCCUACAUGGUGGGCAUGAUAGCCAGUUUUUACAACACGGAGGCGGUCAUCAUGGCCGUGGGCAUCACCACAGCUGUCUGCUUCACGGUGGUCAUCUUCUCCAUGCAGACCCGCUACGACUUCACCUCGUGCAUGGGCGUGCUCCUGGUGAGCGUGGUGGUGCUCUUCAUCUUCGCCAUACUCUGCAUCUUCAUCCGGAACCGCAUCCUGGAGAUCGUGUACGCCUCGCUGGGCGCUCUGCUCUUCACCUGCUUCCUGGCUGUGGACACCCAGCUGCUCCUGGGGAACAAGCAACUGUCCCUGAGCCCAGAAGAAUAUGUGUUUGCGGCCCUGAAUCUGUACACGGACAUCAUCAACAUCUUCCUAUACAUUCUCACCAUCAUUGGCCGUGCCAAGGAAUAGGACAAGCCCCAGCUCAGGUGGCAUGGUUGGCUCAGACCCAUGCCCCUGGCAUGACAUUGCCAUCUGUGCUUCCCUCUCUCUGGUCCCCAGGCAUGGCCUGGAGCAGAGGGAGCCCCUCUCGCCCUCGUGUAUGUACACUGCAAAUACUUAACGUUCGGACCCUCUCUGGCCACAGCAUGGCCCCCUUUAUCCCUUUUGCCCUUGCCAAGGGGUGACAGGGCUGCAUUUCUGUGCCACCUUCUGUCUACUCAUUGUUGCAUGAGCCCUGUCUGCCAGCCCAUCCCGGGGUCUGGGAUCAACACCAGGUCCCAGGGGAGAAGGAUCAUACCAAGAGGUGAGGGUGCACGUCUUCCCUCCUGUCCCAGCUCCCCUGGCAUAGAGUCCCCAUGUCCCCUCCCCACCCUGCCUUCUGAGGGGCUUGCAGGGUGGGGUCUCGUUCUUGUGCUGGGCCCCGAGAGCAGAGAGGGUGGCAUGUUUCAGGGGAGGAGGCUCUCUUGUGCUGCCAUUGUUAAAAUGCCAAUAAAAGGGUAUCUUCUGCUCUCUG